Molecule: messenger RNA, 4003 nt
Organism: Dermacentor albipictus
Lineage: Eukaryota; Metazoa; Arthropoda; Arachnida; Ixodida; Ixodidae
Product: acetylcholinesterase-like
Biological process (GO): acetylcholine catabolic process; choline metabolic process
Cellular component (GO): plasma membrane
Molecular function (GO): acetylcholinesterase activity
Source: RefSeq, a predicted model, not a curated record
AACCCGUGACCUGGCACUCAGCACAGCGCAUCGACAUGACCACUGAGCUAGCACGGCGGAUGGUCUAGUCCCAGAUUUACAGGCAGCGACAAAGAGUGCCUGCAUUUUUAUUAGUCGCUUGCAUGUCCACCGGCUCGCCUCCGACAAGGCUGUGGGGCUGUGCCACGAAGCAGAUAGCGCCCUCCCGCGCGUAGCUAUUGCAGUUUUGUGCGUGAAAUUAUCCGAGGAAAAAGCCUCGUGCUCCAGUACAGUUUAGCGUGAGUGAACCGUCAGGCCGUGCAUGUGCGAUGAUCGUAUCAAGUUCAGCGUAUCGCCGGCUCGAACGCUUCCUGCACUUAUGCCUGUGAACAGUGUGUCGUCUUCGCGGUGUGCUGUGCAGAAUGCGAAGAAGCCAGCCUGUUUCUGUGCUCGUGUGAGUGGCCGCAUGAAGAGCUUGUUUUACAGCCCGCGACAGGAGCACAUAAAUACGGACGUCUCGUCUGCUCCUGGGCAAUGCAACAAAGGCGGCUGGUUCCACGGCGAACACGGUGAUACGUAGCUGUGCCGCCGACGAGCAGUCGCACACGCGGUCAGCGAGUGCAGCUAGCCGAUCGAGAGUCGUCUCGUCGGAACCCGCCAGCACCAUGCGUGCGGUUGUGACGGUCGUUGUUCGCCGAGUUCCUCGGAGAGGAGCUGUGCGUUUCAGGACGGAGCUGGAUCACAGCAGGAUUCGUCGUAGUGUACCGGGGCCAUUCCUUUCCGCAGACGGGAAGCUGAGGCUUUCUGGAACGAGCGAAGCAGCAAAAUAUGCCGCCGGCAUUGCCCAACCUGUUUCGACUCCUGCUUCUGCCUCAUGGAUGUGCAGAACGAGCAACGUCAUCUUAUCUCGUAAUCAACCCUUGUGUACGCGACUUCCCAACUGCGCACCUCGGGCGCCAGACGUGACCACAUAGAGCGGCAGCGUUACGAGAAAUACAGGGCUUGCUGGGAAUUGCUGCCGGUUUAACAACCAUUCGUCACGUGUACCACGAGGCACGCCACACGAACGAUGCCUACCGGCUUUUGAACUUGGUCCCAUCAGCAAAUCAACAAGCGUCAUCUCAUGAUGGUGCGGAACUACUAAAGACACCUAUCGAACAACGCGGCGUGACGUCAUCAACAGCACAGCAUAUAAAAGAGAUACCUCGUAGACUACAACUUUAGUGAACAUGGCGGACCUGGCAAUGCCAUGACGUGAAGCAGGAAACUGUUUUUGUACUGCAGGUCGUGCGUUGGGGGUCUCCGCAUCUUGCCGAAACAGAAUCCAGAAUGAAUGUAACCAGCGACGUUCGAGCGCAUGCUACUGGCGCUGUGGAUCCCUUCACUUUGCGAAAGCUGCAUCAACUUCAUGCGCCUUCUUGCCGUGAGAGCAACGCCCGAGAGUACAGCGGCACGAGGGUUCUCGUCUGAGCCUUUGGAGAGGCUGGCUCUGUGAAACCAGUAGCGCCGCUUCUCAGAUCUCCCUUCGCUGUCAGUACGGUGCUGCUGGAACACCGCCCCCAUCGCCCGUCGGCCCAUAAAGCGGUGAAGGCGCUUUUGUGCUUCUUAAGGACGACGGGCUUGUGCGACCAUCUGUUACUAUUACUGCAAUUUCUAUGGCUGCCACGACUUGUCUUCCGGGGUGAACAUUCCAAAGGCAUACGCUAAAUAUAUGCCAAAGUAAGCGAGCCUGUUUGGGAAGCGAAAUGAGACGAGCAAGCCUUGCACGUUAUCACGAGACACGCCGAUACCGUUCGUUCAACUGCUGGAGAGUUUGAUGUCUCUGAGAAAGGGAAAUCAGGGGGUCAUCGAGAAUGCAAGGGAAAGCCUGGACGUGGCCUAGCCAGACGCUUCGUGGGACUUCCCUUCCCCUUUUCGGCCCCGCCAACGUUUAUGGUGGUGGUGGACCGAAAGGGGGGAACAACCCGAACGCGCCGAGGUGGUGGCGGAAGCGGCGACUCAGUGAGCGUCGCGGAAGGUAGUAGACCCGUCCAGUGACUCCGGUUUUUCCGUUUCUUUCUUUUUCGAGAAGCGGCGCGCCGCCUUGUCCACAAAAGUCCGCACGGACGCGCGCUUCGGAGGCAGAUGCUGCACUGAGCUUGCCUGAAGAACAACAAAGAUCUCCACACCAUUGCAACUUUCUCCGAGAGAGAGAAAAACACACUCUCUCGACAGCCCUCGGCGCUGCUCACUUACUUGACGACCAUUCGAAGGACAAGCAUCGCUCAAAAGCUGUGAAGAAUGAGGGCCACCAUGCUGCUGGUGGGCUUUAUGUUAGCCUCCUUGGCAGCCAUAAGUGCUCAAGAAGCAAGCGACGACGUUGUUCAGACCAUCACUGGCGCUGUGCGGGGUGUCGAUGUUCCCACGACGACAGGGUCAGUGCGUGCCUACCUAGGCAUUCCCUUCGCGGAGCCGCCGGUUGGAGAGCUUCGCUUCAAAAAACCAGUGCCGAAGAUGCCAUGGAAGGGUGUUUACAACGCUACCUCGCAGCCACCACUCUGCCCUCAGAUGCCCGUUCGAAUCAACAAUUUCUUUCUUAUUAGGGCCUCGGAUCCUGUGUCCGAAGAUUGUCUAUACGUGAACGUGUUCGUUCCGACCAGGAACGACUCCAGCUUGCUACCCGUGAUCGUCUACCUGCCAGGUGGUGGCUUCUCCUACGGCGGCAUCUCUAUCGGAGCCAUGGACACAUCUGAGCUGGCAGUGAGAGGCAACGUCAUCACGGUCGCCGUCGGUUACAGGUUGGGCGCUUUCGGAUUUCUCUACAUGGAUAUCGAAGACGCUCCGGGAAACAUGGGGCUCUACGACCAGCUUCUAGCACUCAAGUGGGUUAGGAAUAACAUACGCGCAUUCGGUGGUGACCCCUCCAGGGUGACGCUGAUGGGUGAAAGUGCGGGCUCCAUUGCAGUUGGCAUGCAGUUGAUAUCGCCCAAGAGCAAGGGCCUGUUCAAGCGUGCCGUAAUGCAGAGCGGCAGCCCAUUCACCGCCGCUGUGGUGAGCGAUCAGAAGCAGGGGCUUUUCAGAGCUUACCUGCUUAGCAGAGCGCUAGGUUGCGACGGAGGUGAGGCCAAGAACAGCGCUGAAGACGUUGUCAAGUGUCUCAAGUCGAAGCCUUUCAUGGACAUUUUGAACGCCACAGAGAGCUUCAACGCCGGCGGCUUGGACUCGUUCUUCCCCGUUUUCGGCGAGGAGAUGCUGCCCGAAAAACCUGCGACCGCACUGAAACGCGGAAUCGUCAACGCCGACGAGCUCCUGGCCGGCAUCUGCGAAUCAGAAGGCGACCUUUUUCUCUACUUCUUGUUCAACAAGCUUCGCGACAUGAACUCCAUCGAAGACGUGAUGAGCGGAGAGAUGAUAUUUCUCAUCAAAGCUCUCAUCACCUCGACCAUGGAGGUCGACCCGGACCCUAUCAUCAAGUACUACUUCAACGGCGUGAAUGUUACCCAAGGCAGAGAGCCCGUCUACAUUGGUUCCUCGCUAAUCGGAGACAUGCAGUUCGGCUGUCCGACGCUGGGUUUCGCGAAGAGGUUCCUCCGCACAGAUAGGUCGGUUUACAUGUACCAAUGGUCACAGCAGGCGUCUUUCGUUGACUGGCCAGAGUGGACGCGACCAACGCACGGAGACGACAUCUUCUUCAGCCUUGGCUCUGGUCUCAAAUUGGCUAAGAACGCCACCACAGAUGACAUCAAAGCUACAGAAAACUUCAUACACAUAUUGUCCACCUUCAGUCACACAGGAGUGCCAAAAGUCCUCGACAACACCAGCUGGCCGAAAUUCAAUGACGAAGAGCAGUACCUAGACCUUCGGCGGGAGGGAAACGUGGUCAAGAAGCGUUUGCUUCAGCCUGCAUGUGAAUUUUGGGGCAAGCAAAGCAGACGGUCGUGCAAGAAACGACUAGCUGCGGGCCUGGAUACAAUGACGUACUGCUGACUGCAGCGCUGACCAACAUUUAUAUGAUCUCUUUUUACAUCAAGUGUCAUAAUAAACUCCGGAGGCUGGUCCUCCAUGA